AUGUCCAUGAAAGACGAGACUAGUUCCCGCACCCUCGAGCCAGACGAGUACGUGGUGAACAAUGAAAUUCAGCGGCGAAAUGGCAUCGAUGCUUUGGAAUUACUACAAGGAUCAUUUGGGAGUGAGGACACCUCCGACGAGCAGUUUCUCGACGUGGGCUGCGGUCCUGGAGACUUUACGCGCGACUGCCUUCUUCCCCGCUGCCCGCCGUGCCGAAGAAUCAUGGCCGUUGAUGUGUCCGAGGACAUGGUGAAGUAUGCGCGGGAGCAUUUCGCCCAUCCCAAGAUCUGCUACGAUGUCCUGGACAUUGCGUCUGAGGAUGUGUCCGAUUUCGUCGAGCGCCACGGAGAGUUCGAUCGCGUCUACUUUUUCUUUUGCUUGCACUGGAUGAAGGACCAAGCGACGGCCUUGAAGAAUGUCGCCAGAAUGAUUAAACCCGGAGGAGGGUGUCUUCUACUCUUUAACGCUUCCAGCCCUACGACGCGGUUUCACAAAAAAAUGGCCGCAAUGGACCGUUGGCAGAAGUACAAAGAGAUCCUCGAGAAGCCCAUUCCUCCGAGCGUAGACAUAAUGGAUAAGGAAGCUCUUAUCUCGUACAUCAAGGGUCUUUUGAGGACCGCCGAUCUGACGCCAACAAGGUGUGAGGUACUGCGAAUGGAGCACACAUUUCCCAACCUGGAGAACUUGAUUGCCGUACAGAUGUCUUACAAUCUUCUGAAAUAUGUUCUAACGGAAGAAGAAAGCCCUCUCCUACUGAAAGAUGUGACCGAGGAGUCGACCAAAUGGUGGGCCGAAAAAGAUGCCGGCGACUCUCCCCUCGAUGGUCAAGUGUUCCUCGUGCACGCCUAUAAGCCUCGGUCGCCAACGGUUUUCACAGCUAUGUAA
Molecule: messenger RNA, 885 nt
Organism: Ixodes scapularis (black-legged tick)
Lineage: Eukaryota; Metazoa; Arthropoda; Arachnida; Ixodida; Ixodidae
Product: juvenile hormone acid O-methyltransferase-like
Exons: 3
Coding region: 1-885 (294 amino acids)
Molecular function (GO): S-adenosylmethionine-dependent methyltransferase activity
Source: RefSeq, a predicted model, not a curated record